Messenger RNA from Mesorhabditis spiculigera, 222 nucleotides. Lineage: Eukaryota; Metazoa; Nematoda; Chromadorea; Rhabditida; Rhabditidae. The record is from the annotation of a GenBank genome assembly.
AUGCUAGCGCGUUUUACGGUAUUCUUCUUUCUGCUGGUGUUGUUUUUCCAGACCUCGCUUCAAGUUGAGCCAGAGCUGUGGCUGCUGGAGAAAGGGGCCCCGAGAACGAUGUGCACGCUGAUAAAGUGGCCGAACGAAUGCCCAGACCGCACGACGUGUUGCUUCGUCGGGCUUCCGAAACCGCAUGGGGAAUGCUUCCCGGGAAUUCACAUCGGAUGCGAU